Oppiella nova is the source of this 816-nucleotide messenger RNA. The record is from the annotation of a GenBank genome assembly. Lineage: Eukaryota; Metazoa; Arthropoda; Arachnida; Sarcoptiformes; Oppiidae.
AUUGAAUGCCAACGAAUAGAGAGAACUGUUUCGACAAACACUUCACAAACUCCAUACUCAUUGGAAAGCAUUGACUCAAUCAUUGAAACCCGAUUUCAACGCUCUUUACAUCAAAGCAAACAAAUCCUUAACUCUUGCGACCAUUUCUUGCGUUUAUUUCGACGACAAAAGUAAACAAUCGGUGGACACGAGAAUCGAUGGCCAGUAUUCUGCGGUUAGUAUCACAUCCAGCGGUGACCAACCCGUUGCUGAGGAGCGCCAAUGUAUUGCCCGCUUUGGGCGCAAGUGGUGUCCAAACGAGACAUUUGUUUGGUUUCGGAAAACUGCGAAGAGUUGACGGCACGGACGUGAAGGAGUCGGACAUCCGUUUACCGGAUCCCAUAGAACACGCCACAGGACUCGAGAAACUGCUGCUCUUGGCUGAGGAGAAGGGCAUCGAUGACCCCUUCUGUCUGAAGCCCAGACACAGAGGGCCCGGAACUAAAGAGAACCCGAAUCUGGUGCCGAGCUUCGAGGACAAGCGUCUGAUUGGGUGUCUGUGUGAGGAGGACCAGACACACCUGAACUACAUGUGGGUCCACUUGUCUGAACCCCGGCGCUGCGAAUGCGGCUAUUAUUUCAAAGCAGUUCCCGCGCGCAAGUUCUGGGAGGAGAUCGACACCAAAAUCGGCGCUUAAUCGGCGCUUAAUCUGCGGAUCACUUGUGGUGACCAUUGAGUCCCUAAUUAUUUUAAUUUCAAAUUUCAGUUAAUUAUCGCAAAUGUAUUUAAAUUAGAAAUUAUAAACUCGAUUAAAGUAUAUGUUAGUUGUUUCAAAA